Messenger RNA from Vitis vinifera (wine grape), 1670 nucleotides. RefSeq lists its product as uncharacterized. Lineage: Eukaryota; Viridiplantae; Streptophyta; Magnoliopsida; Vitales; Vitaceae. The transcript has 3 exons. The coding region runs from base 806 to 1360 and encodes 184 amino acids. The record is from RefSeq and is a predicted model, not a curated record.
CGUGGCCUGACACGUAACUUAGAUUUACUUAGUAUGAAACCCGAGGAAAAAAAACUACACGAUUCAAUACCAGAGGGCAAGUUGUUUAUGAUGGAAAAGGGGAAAGAUUGUCAAGCUAUAUGGGAACAUUGGUGCGAUCUCAACACAAUGUACCCAUCCAAUUUCAAGAUUGGAAUCAUGUUAGUGAAGAUGUGAAGGAAAAGAUUUGGGCCUUAGUAUUGGAAAAAUAUGAACUAGAAGAAACAUGUAAGAGCUACAUUCUUCAAUGUUGUGGAAAUUUGUUUAGAAGCUAUAGAAAUAAAAUGAAGGCCAAGUAUUAUAACCCUUAUAAUACAGAUGAGGAGAGAUUGUGCCAUCGACCUCCACACUUAUUGGAUGAUGAUUGGAGGUGGCUCAUCCACUUUUGGGGUAUACUUGAGGCCAAGGUAAAGAUAAUGAUCUUUUCUUGAUAAUGUAUCUUAUGAUACUCAUAUUCACAUAAAAUGAUAUUUAUUAGUUAUAUCUAACCUAAUACUUCAUGUAUAUAACUUUUAUUACGUUUCUAUUACCUAUAUAGGUGACUUGCUAUUUUUUAAUUGAUGUAGGAUAUCUCAGAAAAAAAAAACAAGGCAAAUAGGGCAAAACAAGUGAUAAAGCAUACAUCGGGAUCAAAAAGUUAUGCUCAAAUUCGAUAUGAACAGGUUGAAAAUUUAUUAUUAAUAUGAUUUGUUUGUACAUAAAUAAUUCAUCAUAAAUAACUCAAUUGUUUUACUUAUAAGAAUAGGCAUAAAAGAAGGAGGAUCGAAGUGAGCCUAAUAGAAUUGAGAUGUUUGCCCUGACACACACAAGAAAAGAUGGGACGCCUGUUGAUGAUCAUUCUAAGGAGAUUAUGGAUCAAUUUCAACAAUUACUAUCCCAACCUGAGGGGACAUCUUCUUCUACUUCUGCAUCAUCUAGAGCAUCUACAUCUGUAGCAUCUACAUUUGUAGAUGAGAUAUAUACUCAAGUCAUGGGUCCAGAGAGGCAUGGUCGUGUUCGAGGGUAUGGAUUUGGUCCUACUCCUACCUCAAUCUUUGGUUGUACUAGUAGAAGGCGAUCAGGAGUUAUUCUUUCAACACAACUUGAAAACGCCCAAGAGAUGCUAAUAGUUGCAGAACAAAAGUUUACAACUGCAACUGAAGAACUCUCAAAUGUGAAAGAUGAACUCUCACAUGUGAAAGAAACAUUUGAAGAGAGGUUGAUAGAAGUUCAAAAAAAGACACGUGAAGAAGUGAAAGAAGAGUUUGAAGAAAAAAUGAUGGAAAUGCAAAGAAAAAUGCAAGCACAAAUGCAAGCACAAAUUCAAGAACAGAUGAUGCAAAUGAUGCAACAAUUUCAGUAAAAGCAGUAGACAUUUGAAGAUUUUGCUACAACUUUAUAUGAUAGAUUCUCUUAACUUUUUUGAAGAUUAUGCUACUUAUUUAUAUGAUAGAUUCUCCUAACUUUUUUUGCUUUCUAUGACUAUUAUGUGAUGUUUGGUUGGUUGAUUUGUUAUAUUAUGUUCUAAUGUGAAACUAAAUUUGAAUCUCUUUGUUUUUUGUUUGUUUGGUUUUUUUUCGUUAUAUUAUGUUUUUUUUAUUUAAUGACUUAUAUUGAUAUAUAAGUUUUUAACUAGCUUGGAAUAAUUGAUUGUAAUAUAUUGAAAUUGGUUU